Esox lucius (northern pike) is the source of this 709-nucleotide messenger RNA. RefSeq names its product crystallin, gamma N2 (gene crygn2). The coding region runs from base 63 to 614 and encodes 183 amino acids. The record is from RefSeq and is a predicted model, not a curated record. The transcript is spliced from 4 exons. Gene Ontology annotation, biological process: lens development in camera-type eye; visual perception. Gene Ontology annotation, molecular function: structural constituent of eye lens. NCBI's taxonomy places the organism in Eukaryota, Metazoa, Chordata, Actinopteri, Esociformes, Esocidae.
CCAACUUUUUUACUGUUACACGUUCUUACUUGUGGGUCAGGUUGGACAGUAUCCAGUGGAAAAUGUCGCAGUAUUCUGGAAAGAUCACCUUCUAUGAAGGAAAAUGCUUCACCGGCAGGCAGCUGGAGGUCAGGGGCGAGUGCGAUAACUUCCAGGACCGCGGCUUCAUGAACCGCGUCAACUCUAUCCGCGUGGAGAGCGGCGCCUUCAUCUGCUUCGACCACCCUGACUUCAAGGGACAGCAGUACAUCCUGGAGCAUGGCGAAUACCCCGAGUUCCAGCGUUGGAACAGCCACAAUGACCACAUGGGCUCCUGCAGGCCCAUAAAGAUGCAUGGCGAGCACUACAGGAUGGAGCUGUUUGAGGCCUGUAACUUCUCUGGCCAGUGUGUGGAGAUCUGCGACGACUGCCCUUUCCUGCAGAGUCGUGGCUUCAGCAAGAACUGCAUCAACUCCAUCAAGGUGUACGGAGACGGAGCCUGGGUGAUGUACGAAGAGCCUAACUUCCGCGGCCGUAUGUACAUCGUGGAGAGAGGAGACUACUGCAGUCACAAUGAGUGGCAAGCCCAGAACCCCAACAUCCAGUCCAUCCGUAGGGUGGUCAACUACUUCUAAACCUCCCGCCGUAUCCCGCCUCCUGGCACGGACUGUGACUUUUACCACUUACUAACGCUCUAGAAAUGUACAAUAAAAAUACCCAAAGAAAAUCA